AUGGCAGCCAAUGGUGAUGCUUCGCAAGCUCAGAUCUGGGACGAUUCUGCUCUUGUAGAGUCGUGGAACGGCGCCCUUGAAGAAUACAAAAAAUACCAUAGCCUCAAGGCCCGCGGCGAAAAUAUCGAGCAAGUCUUGAAAGAAACAGAGGAUGGGAGCAACCAACUGGACGAAAGCAUGUAUUAUGAGGGAGGAGGGCUCGACCAAGAUCCGGCCAGAGAUCUUCAGGCCGACAGGGAAGCAUCCGAGAAAAUAGAUGAUCUUGAAAUCACCUCUCGAGAUGGGCGUGUUCCAGUGACGGAGAAAUCAAAUGCAUCCAAUGGACCAGCACUGCCCCAGCAUUUGAUUGGCCAAGUUCACGAUGAGGGAUUGAAGAAUCUUUUGAUGUCUUGGUACUACGCUGGAUACUACACUGGCUUGUACGAAGGACAAAAAAAUGCUGGGAUGUCUGCCAAGCACGAAUCUUGA
Messenger RNA from Drepanopeziza brunnea f. sp. 'multigermtubi' MB_m1, 468 nucleotides. NCBI's taxonomy places the organism in Eukaryota, Fungi, Ascomycota, Leotiomycetes, Helotiales, Drepanopezizaceae. The record is from RefSeq and is a predicted model, not a curated record.